Molecule: messenger RNA, 1474 nt
Organism: Phymastichus coffea
Lineage: Eukaryota; Metazoa; Arthropoda; Insecta; Hymenoptera; Eulophidae
Product: nuclear receptor subfamily 2 group F member 5-like
Exons: 3
Coding region: 753-1103 (116 amino acids)
Biological process (GO): regulation of DNA-templated transcription
Molecular function (GO): DNA-binding transcription factor activity; sequence-specific DNA binding; zinc ion binding
Source: RefSeq, a predicted model, not a curated record
CUCGUGCUUGUCUGAUUUGCUGACAACUAAUAAAUAUUAAUAAGACAAGUUAAAACUCAAACAAAAAAAUAAGAAAUACAGCACUGCGUGGAUUGCUACUACUAUUUUAUUUAGCACAAAGUAUUUUUGUUAUAAUAAUCAAUUGUGUGAUAAUAGAUCCGAUAAGUGCCACAAUAUAUGUGAACUAUUUUCAAAUAUUAUGAAAUGGUUUACGGUUACAAAAUAAUCGUUUGGAAUGUUCAAUAAUUUCAUAUAUAUAUAUAUGCGCGCGCGGGUGUGUGUGUGUGUGUGUACGUGUACAUAACAUUAUGUGAUGGUGAUUUAUUAUAAAAAUCUAUUAUUUCUGAUUUAUAAAUAAUAGUUAUUGAUAUCAGAUAAAAUUACCUUUUCAAGUUACGUUAAUUAUUAAUGUUGCAUUUUGAAUCCAUUUAUUCCCAAUAAUAAAAAAAACACAUUUAUUAUAAGAAUUGUUCUAUUAUUAUUCAGUUAUCAAAUUACUUACUAAUAAUUAAUUAAAUUAACGGAAAUGAUACUCUUUUGAAACUUUUUGAGAUCUGAGGAAUUUUGAGGCACAGUGUUGAUAACUAACGAACUAGAUCUACUUAUUAAUUCUCAGAUAAUUAGUAUUAAGAACAUAUCAAUGGUUCCUUCAAAUAUUAUGCCGUUAAAAGACUCAGAAAAAAAUUUGUGUUCUAACACUGAAUUGAUGAUAAUGCCGAAAAAUCCAUUGAUUCGAAGCAGCACUCCUGUCAAUGAAAGCAAUACUUCGCAGUCUGGUAAUGUUCAAACAGAAAAGACUUCAAGUAUUGAAUGUAUUGUUUGCGGUGAUAAAAGUAGUGGCAAACAUUACGGACAAUUCACAUGUGAAGUUUUUUUACAGAUCUGAUGAUGACGUGGAGAUCGUGUGCCAACUUAUCGUCACGUGUCCACUACCACCACCGUUACGCGUGACACACAUUGACCUGGUAACGCCUCCAGCACCCGUCAUAGACCUUGCGACGCCUCAACCGCUUUUGGUGCAUUUCGUUUCACCAGAGGAGCAAGAGCAACGAGGAAAGGUCGAUGAUCACGACGACGACACCAUGCUUGAUUGCGAGGGCUGAGCCUGCGUAUACUGCGCCGCUAGUCGUUGUAGUCGGCGACCGCAGUGGGUGGAAUCUUCACCACAGCGCGGGAGCAGGUAGUACGUAGAUCGGACCAGACCCGUCAGACAUGUCGUGCGUCGAUUAUUUCAAUCGAGGUCGCCAAUUCCUCACAAUAGCCCCGUAGGAUUAUCCACAUCUGGGAACAUCUCAGAUAUAUUGUGCAAUCUCGUUAUCGCGGGGAAAGAAAGACUGUCGCUCAUGAAUGACCCAGCUGACGGCGCACCACGCUAUAAAAUAGGAAAAUUUUUCCCCGCGGAUAAUGACGACCACAACGAUGACGAUACGAUGACGAUGACAUAGGGAAUCAGUAUAAUGAGCUGAUACCCCUC